Xiphophorus hellerii (green swordtail) is the source of this 3790-nucleotide messenger RNA. RefSeq names its product protein kinase, AMP-activated, alpha 2 catalytic subunit (gene prkaa2). The coding region runs from base 90 to 1763 and encodes 557 amino acids. NCBI's taxonomy places the organism in Eukaryota, Metazoa, Chordata, Actinopteri, Cyprinodontiformes, Poeciliidae. The transcript has 10 exons. Gene Ontology annotation, cellular component: cytoplasm. The record is from RefSeq and is a predicted model, not a curated record. Gene Ontology annotation, molecular function: ATP binding; protein serine/threonine kinase activity. Gene Ontology annotation, biological process: intracellular signal transduction; protein phosphorylation.
CCUCCGUGCUGCCCCACAGACAGCAGACAAGAAGCACACCCACCGCAGCGCAGCGCAUCGCGCGAGCCCAGCUGUCGGUAACGGAGAAGAUGGCAGAGCGGCAGCAACAGAAACACGAAGGCAGGGUAAAGAUCGGCCAUUACAUCCUCGGCGACACGCUCGGAGUGGGGACGUUCGGGAAAGUAAAGAUCGGACAACAUCAAUUAACGGGCCACAAAGUCGCCGUGAAGAUCCUCAACAGACAGAAGAUCCGCAGUCUCGAUGUGGUGGGGAAAAUCAAGCGGGAGAUCCAGAACCUCAAACUGUUCAGACACCCGCACAUCAUCAAGCUCUACCAGGUAAUAAGUACACCAACAGAUUUCUUCAUGGUCAUGGAGUAUGUGUCUGGAGGCGAGCUGUUUGACUACAUCUGCAAAAACGGAAGGGUGGAGGAUUCAGAAGCUUGCCGUCUUUUCCAGCAGAUCAUCUCAGCUGUGGACUACUGUCACAGGCACAUGGUGGUCCACAGAGACCUCAAACCCGAGAACGUCCUGCUCGACGCCAACAAAAACGCCAAGAUUGCCGACUUUGGACUUUCAAACAUGAUGUCAGACGGAGAGUUCUUACGAACGAGCUGUGGGUCGCCCAACUAUGCAGCUCCAGAGGUCAUCUCAGGAAGGCUGUACGCAGGCCCAGAGGUGGACAUCUGGAGCUGCGGAGUGAUCCUGUACGCCCUGCUGUGUGGCACUCUGCCCUUUGACGACGAGCACGUCCCCACGCUGUUCAAGAAGAUCAGAGGAGGCGUCUUCUACAUCCCCGAGCACCUGAACCGCUCCGUGGCGUCGCUGCUCAUGCUCAUGCUGCAGGUGGAUCCACUUAAGAGAGCCACCAUCAAAGACAUCAGGGAACACGAGUGGUUUAAGAAGGACCUGCCGGGCUACCUGUUCCCAGAGGACCCAUCGUACGAUGCCACCGUGCUGGACGAAGAGGCGGUCAGGGAAGUGUGCGAGAAGUUUGAAUGCACCGAGUCUGAAGUGGUCUCCAGUCUCUACAGCGGCGAUCCACAGGAUCAGUUAGCAGUAGCUUAUCACCUCAUCAUAGACAACCGACGCAUCAUGACCCAGGCCAGCGAGUUCUACCUGGCCUCCAGUCCUCCGCAGGGCUCCUUCAUAGAAGAAGGCAUGCUGCUGCCCCCCGGCGUCAAACCCCACCCAGAGAGGAUGCCCCCGCUUCUGGCCGACAGCCCCAAAUCCCGUUGUCCUCUGGAUGCCCUGAACACAACCCGGCCCAAACCGCUCGCUGUGAAGAAAGCCAAAUGGCACCUGGGGAUCAGGAGUCAGAGCAGACCGUAUGACAUCAUGGCUGAGGUGUACAGAGCCAUGAAACAACUCAACUUUGACUGGAAGGUGGUGAACCCGUAUCAUCUUCGUGUCCGCCGGAAGAAUCCAGUAACGGGAAAUCUGGUGAAAAUGAGCCUGCAGCUCUACCAAGUUGACAACAGAUCCUACCUCCUCGACUUCAAGAGCAUCGAUGACGACAUCAUGGAGGCGGUCGGCUUUAAAUCUGGGUCGUCCACCCCUCAGCGGUCGGGCUCCACCGCCGGCCUCCACAGACCCCGACUGAGCAUCGACUCGGCCAGCCCCGCCAUCGACCUGCCCCAGCUCAGCUCCUCCCUGCCGGGCUCGCUGUCCGGCAGCUCCCCACUGCUCGCCGCGCGUCAGGGCUCUCACACCAUGGACUUCUUCGAAAUGUGCGCCAGUCUCAUCACCACGCUGGCUCGCUGAGAACCUGCUAAAUCCCAAACUGCCUUGUUAACCCGGAAGUCGGUGGGGGUGUUUUAGAGCUAAUAGCUGCAAAGUCCGAGAUGUAUCAAAGAACUUAUGGAAGCCAGAGAAAAAAAAUCUAAAUAAGGGAGAGGUCAGAAUCACAUCAGAGUCGGCAAAGGUCUAGUUUACCGUCACAAAUCCCCUCAGUCCUUUAUCAGCUGCGUCAACAUGUAACGACCGGACAUCCUGCUGAGUUGGCCUCAGACGCUGAUCCGAGGUCAGUUCUGCCGCUUGUCUUACCGAUCGCUAUUACAGCUGUGUCUGGAGGAACAUUACUUCAUAGAUUUCAAGUUUUAUAAUGCAAGAAGCGUUUUGUUAUUAAUGUAUAUUUAUAUUUUAUUGUAGAUCGAAGUAUAUACCAAAAAGAAUAUUAUUUAGAUAUCAAAUUCAUAUUUAUUUUUAGAUUUUCUUUUUUUAAACACUAGUUUUAUUCGAAACAUCUCCACUGAACGAAUUGUUGAAUAAUUUAACAAAGCACGGCAGACAGUUGGAUGCUACAUUGAUUUUUCUGCUUGAAACUGCCCCGCGCCGCACAUACUCGUACACACACACGCCCACGCCAUCUGACCGCGUCACACACCCGUGUCAUUUCACCCGACGCUCGGCACACUCAAAGGCUCUGAUAAAGCAAGCUGCCGCUCUGCUUGUCGGCGGCGCUUGAACAGAAUUUCAUUUUAGAAAAACACGGAGGCCUGCGACACCAGGAAGUUGGCGCUGAGCUGAAUAACAACAGAUGUGGCUCUGGAACGGUUCAGGGUUACAAACAUCUUUGCGCUAACUUUUCAAGCCGUGACUAAAACACUUGAAUCGGAGUGAGGCGGUCAAUCUGGAGAUCAGCAACUCUGUGUGUGUGUGUGUGUGUGUGUGUGUGUGUGUGUCAUGUGAGAUGGUGUCUUACUGCCGCAGGAGAACAGAAGCCACAGAAAACUGCCCACAGAUGCCUUAAAAGAAUGCAACGCAAUGUUUAUGUGAAAGUCUGAUGUGUGCCGAAGGCCAGAGGGAGAGUUCGUCAUGUGUUUUACAUUUAAAGCCUGGAAGGUCAGAGAUGCUGGAGUCAAAACAAUUCAACCUUGAUGUUGUUGUGUACUGUUGCCAUCUGAGCUGCUGUCUGCCCCGUUUGGUUCAUCUUUGCUGUCCCGUCUGCACUUUCACUCUUGUCACUGGGCUCAGCAGUUCACUGCUCCACUCUCCAGGAGCGCUCACAGAUGUUACUGAAUGGAUUCUUUCAGAUUUGCGAUUCUCAGUACCGUCGGAGUGGUGGAGCUGUAAUUAGUUUGAAAGGUGCUUCUUUAAAUGAAGCUUUAACCACCUUUUUAAUCACCUGAGGCUGUUUUAAAUUUCAGUGCGAUGAUCUCAGACUUCAAAACAUUGUGCAUCCCAGGAGAAACACUACACCUUAAAAAGAAAAUAUUGGCACACAACGGUGAAUCUUUACAGUCUAAUGUAACUAAGCAGAAUUAUUUGAUCAGUCUACAGUAAGCCUAUUUUAACCUUUUAACUGGAAAAACAUCCAAACCAGUAAGGGUUUCCCCUAUCUCAAUCAUAAGCUAUGAGAUUCCAACUCCAUCAUCAUUAGCUACAUGCACAAACGCUGGAGAAAAAUCAUCCAGGCUGCAACUCAUUGGCCAUUUUUUCCCCCUUUCUUGUGCGUCCACACCACACUCCUAGCCUGCCACCCUGGGUGGCGAGCAACGUCCCCUGUCGCUAAAUCUACCAGUGCUGGAACAACUGUGACAUGUUACCUCAAAACACUCGUCUACAUGAUGUUGAAGGGUUUGAGUCUGGACCGCAGGACUGGGUCUAAAGUCCGUCCAGUUUGAAAGGGAACGAAGACUUUCUGCAGCAUUUUCUUUGAAACAGUGCGAGCUGUACUUUUUAAUCCACUCCUGAAACCCUUUAUUACUUGCACACCUGCUACAUACAUGCAGCUGUAUAACCCAGACUCUCCUCAUAACACAGAUUCUGUCUAUAAAUAUGCAUUGGCC